This is a messenger RNA of Salvia hispanica, 1512 nucleotides long. Its product is annotated as putative GABA transporter 2. The record is from RefSeq and is a predicted model, not a curated record. NCBI's taxonomy places the organism in Eukaryota, Viridiplantae, Streptophyta, Magnoliopsida, Lamiales, Lamiaceae.
CAUAGUUAUAAUGUAAGCAAAAAUAAGUUCACAUUUCCCACACGUAUCAUUCUUGAUCCCUUCACACUCUCCCUUUCCCAUGGCCGAUGCCGGAGCCGCCUUCGUGCUGCAAUCGAAGGGGAAGUGGUGGCACGCGGCCUUCCACCUCACCACCGCCAUCGUGGGCCCCACCAUACUCACGCUGCCCUACGCUUUCCGGGGGCUCGGGUGGGCCCUCGGGCUCCUCUGCCUCACCUCCAUGGGAAUAGUCACCUUCUACGCCUACUUUCUCAUGUCGUUGGUCCUCGACCACUGCGAGAAGUCCGGCCGUCGCCACAUCCGCUUCCGCGAACUCGCUGCCGACGUCUUAGGUUCAGGAUGGAUGUUUUAUUUUGUGGUGUUCAUUCAGACAGCAAUCAACACCGGCAUCAGCAUCGGAGCUAUUCUCCUAGCCGGGGAAUGCCUUCAGAUCAUGUAUUCGAGCCUCUCUCCGAAUGGAUCACUGAAGCUCUACCACUUCAUAGCAAUGGUGACACUAGUCAUGAUCCUUCUCUCCCAGUUCCCGAGCUUCCAUUCGCUCAGGCACGUUAACCUCGUGUCGCUGCUUCUCAGCAUAGGCUACACUUUCCUUGUAGUCGGAGCUUGCAUCAAUGCCGCCGCCUCCAAAGAGGCGCCACCGAGGGACUACUCUUUAGAGCCUUCCGAGGCUUCUAGAAUCUUCAGCGCGUUCACUUCCAUAUCCAUAAUCGCAGCCAUCUAUGGGAAUGGCAUACUACCUGAGAUUCAGGCGACACUGGCUCCACCAGCAACCGGGAAGAUGCUAAAAGGCCUAAUCAUGUGCUACAUUGUGAUUUUCCUGACUUUCUACUCUGCUGCAGUCUCCGGAUAUUGGGUGUUUGGCAACAAAUCCAACGCGAACAUCCUCAAAAGCCUCAUGCCGGAUGAGGGCCCUUCUCUAGCCCCCGUCUGGGUGCUAGGGCUCGCCAUUGUAUUCGUGCUCCUUCAGCUUUUGGCCAUCGGCUUGGUGUAUUCCCAAGUUGCGUACGAGAUAAUGGAGAAGAAGUCGGCCGAUGUGAGCAAGGGCGUGUUCUCUACAAGGAACUUGAUCCCGAGGAUCAUUCUUCGGUCUCUAUACGUUAUCGUGUGUGGCUUCUUUGCUGCGAUGCUGCCUUUCUUCGGAGACAUAAACGGUGUGGUUGGAGCCAUUGGGUUCAUCCCUUUGGACUUCGUGCUCCCGAUGCUCCUCUACAACCGGAGUCACAAGCCGACGAGAUCAUCGGCCGCGUAUUGGAUCAACAACUCCAUCAUUGUUGUGUUCACAUGUGUGGGGAUUGUGGGGGCAUUCUCCUCUGUGAGGAAGCUGGUUGGAGAUGCUGCUGAGUUCAAGCUUUUUAGCAGUGAUGUUGUUGAUUGAAUUGAUGGAGUAUAGCUUAGAGAUCCACCUUUCUCAUUUAUGGUACUAUAAUUUGUAUUGUUAUUGAGUUUGUAAGAUGUUGUCAUAUAAUCAACAACCACAGCGACAAGCACACAGUA